Mastomys coucha (southern multimammate mouse) is the source of this 2185-nucleotide messenger RNA. RefSeq names its product chromosome unknown C6orf89 homolog (gene CUNH6orf89). The transcript has 10 exons. Lineage: Eukaryota; Metazoa; Chordata; Mammalia; Rodentia; Muridae. The record is from RefSeq and is a predicted model, not a curated record. The coding region runs from base 1062 to 2108 and encodes 348 amino acids. Gene Ontology annotation, cellular component: nucleolus; Golgi membrane.
UGGUUGGCCUGGAGUUCACCGUGUAGACAAAGCUGGCCUCAGAUUUGCAGAGAUCUUCCUGUCUUUGCUGCUGAGUGUUGGGGUUUCAGAGUCACACCUGGAUCAGAAGCAUCUGUUGGUGAUUUCAGGGGCAGGGAGGAGGCAGAAAGGAAAGUUUUCACUUAAAUUCAGAGGACCAGUGUCUUCAUUAGAAAAGGAAGACAGACAGAGAGGGAGGGAGGGUCUGAGAGAUGGCUCAGAAGGUGAAAGGAUUCACCGCUGAGUCUGAUGACCUGAGUUUUGACUCCUGGGACCAACAUCUAGGACAGAGCCAACCUCCACAUUUGUGCAUGUACAAAGAAGAAAGCAAACAUUUGAAGAGGAUGGGAGGGAGGCUGAGCUGACAGGAAGACGAGUCCAGUUGCCCACACCUUCCUCAGCGGGCAAUCAGGUCAGCCCCGUGGGUAAAUACGAGGUUGGCUCUUGAGCUCUAUAAAGAAUUGUGAGUUGAAGAAGAUUUGAGGAUCAUUCCCAGCUGUAGUGGAGGCUAUGGAGGGAAUGGGAAGGCCAGGGCCAAGUGGUGCGUGUUGAUCUCUGGUGUGAGAGCCAGAGAGGUGUACCAGGCUGAGAGGACUGAGGGAGAAGUGAGUGCUGAUGGUGGCUACUGCACAGAGGUCAGAUAAAGUGGUCACUGAAGGACGCCCUUUGGACUUGGCACCAGGAAAGCCAUUGGUGACUAGUGAGAGCCAAAUUGGCCAAGAGCGAGCCCGGGCAUGUGAUUCAGCAGGUUAGUGAGGAGUGGAGGCCCGAGGGACACAGGCCACCUCUGCCUGCGGAGGGAACAGACGGUUUAAAGGUAGAAGCAGGAAAAGGCGAGGCACGGAGGGGAGAGAGGGUAACCCUUCCUAAUGCUGUUAAGUAAGAUGCCUAUGUCCUUCACCUCAUGUGAUUCGUGUGUACAUUUGGCACCUCACAGAAUCCUAAGAAAGGGUUAAACCACUGUUAAGGAAUCAAGCUCAGUCUUCUGCACCUCCCUCUGCCUGGCUGGACCCUCUUUGUGGAGGGAUUUCAUUUUGGAAGACAUGGAUCUUGCUGCUAAUGAGAUCAGCAUCUAUGACAAACUUGCAGAGACUGUUGAUUUGGUGAGACAGACAGGCCAUCAGUGUGGAAUGUCCGAGAAGGCAAUCGAAAAAUUUAUCAGACAGCUACUGGAAAAGAAUGAACCUCAAAGAGGACCACCCCAGUACCCUCUCCUCAUAGCCGUGUAUAAGGUCCUCCUAACUCUGGGAUUAAUCUUGUUCACUGCCUACUUUGUAAUUCAGCCUUUUAGCUCAUUAGCACCCGAGCCAGUGCUUUCUGGAGCUCACACCUGGCGCUCACUCAUUCAUCACAUUCGGCUGAUGUCCCUGCCCAUUACCAAGAAGUAUAUGCCAGAGAAUAAGGGCGUUCCUCCGCAAGGAAGAGAGGAGGACAAACCCUUCCCAGACUUUGAUCCCUGGUCAUCAUAUAAUUGUGAGCAGAAUGAAUCAGAGCCCAUCCCUGCCAACUGCACUGGCUGUGCGCAGAUAUUCCCCCUCAAGGUGACGCUCCCAGAAGACACUCCAGAGAACUUUGAGAGACUCCGCCCUCUGGUGAUCAAGACAGGACAGCCUCUGUCGUCUGCGGAGAUGCAGAGUUUCUCCUGUCAGUACCCUGAAGUCACAGAGGGCUUCACCGAGGGCUUUUUCACCAAGUGGUGGCGCUGCUUUCCUGAGAGGUGGUUCCCGUUUCCUUACCCAUGGAGAAGACCUCUAAACAGAUCACAGAUUUUACGGGAACUCUUCCCUGUUUUUACCCAACUUCCAUUUCCAAAAGACUCCUCCUUAAACAAGUGCUUCCUGGUCCAGCCGGAACCUGUGGUGGGUAGCAAGAUGCAUAAGGUGCAUGACCUGUUUACCCUUGGCAGCGGGGAAGCCAUGUUGCAGCUCAUUCCUCCCUUCCAGUGCCGAACACACUGUCAGUCCGUGGCCAUGCCGAUAGAGUCUGGAGAUAUUGGCUAUGCCGAUGCUGCCCACUGGAAGGUCUACAUCGUAGCCAGAGGAGUCCAGCCUUUGGUCAUCUGCGAUGGAACUACUCUCUCAGAGCCGUAGGAAACAACUGCUUGGAGACCUGGAACCCAGGCUGAAAAGAGUGGGGAGGGAGCUGGGAAUAAAAACCCUGAAACACU